Molecule: messenger RNA, 1407 nt
Organism: Vombatus ursinus (common wombat)
Lineage: Eukaryota; Metazoa; Chordata; Mammalia; Diprotodontia; Vombatidae
Exons: 3
Coding region: 205-1407 (400 amino acids)
Source: RefSeq, a predicted model, not a curated record
CAACCCCCAUUCCCAAAUCCGUGGUACCUCAAUCCUGUCUAUAAUCCUUAUUGUGUGUCAGCAGCAGGGUUCAGAAAUGGAAACCCAUACAUUCCAUAUUAUUCAGUUGCUCUACAUGAGUACCCUGGAUUUCUCUUGCCACAGGCUCCUGUGCCCACCAGAGUGAACAGAAGGCCGUAUUUUCAUCCUCAGCCUUCAUUUCCUAUGUUCCAGCCUGUUGCACGUUUCUGUCAUUAUAGCAGCUCUGGGAAAAAAAUGGAAACCAAAGAGACCCAGACUGAUCCACAACAGCCUGAAAGCAAGUUGAAAAAGCAACAAGUCUUAACAUUAGAUGCUAAUGGCUGCAAUAUGAGUGGCAUUACAGGUAGAAUGACUAGUAUUGCCUCUGGAAAAAAAGUUACCAGUUUGUCUUCCCCUGUACAAGAGAGACAGGUUCAUAGUAAGAACUCUUCUGCACCUACAGUGUACAGAAACAUUCCUCCAGGGAAAUAUGCCUUUGAAAAGGAAGAGGUAAGAAUAGAAUAUGGAGAUGGUUCUCCUGCAAUACAGCUUUGGAAAUCCUUUAAAGAAACCAUCCCAAUUUAUGAUUUGACACAUGGCAAAAUGGCACCGGAGAACAUAGUACAGUGUGAUUUGUUUUCAGUGAGCUCCUGUGAGAGGAUGGGAGUUCUAUAUACCCCUCAUAAGGGAGAGGAAAUGCCAACCAUAGAAUGUUCAGAAGAAGACAAAGCUAGUGCUAUGCUGACCAAACAGUAUCUUGAAGCUGUACAAGAUAAAGAGGUCCAGAUGCCAGGACCUAGCCUGGAAGGAAGUUUAGAUAAAGAUAAAGAAAGUGUAACCACUCAGAAAUGUUCAGACCCCCUAGAUACCAGAAACCAAUGGCAACCUGAUGAGCUGAACAGAUUGGGUAAAAAGGCCCACUCAAUGGCAAGUUCAAGCCUGUCAGUGUUGAUACCAAAUAGGUCUACUCAAGAAUUGAACCAGCAAACAGAGUCAGUUUGUUCUAGCAUGGAGGCCAUCAAUAACCUGAGUCAAGAGCCCCCCAGCCCAAAUAGACACAAUGGGCAGACCAAGUUAAGAGAUGGGUUUUGGAGCAACGAAUUGGAUGAGUUCAUUCCCCCUCCCACCUGGCUGGCUCGAUUUGAGAAGGUUGAUGCGAGCAUCCAUCCCUUGCCUCAGAGAAAGAGCCCAAGUGUUAGCUCUGUGGAGCCAUCCUCUAGAAGUGAAGAGUCUUCCCUGGACAAUGUGCCUAUGACUGACAUUGUACUUGAGAAGAAUACGUAUGUCAAAACCACAGAGGGCACUGAACAAGAGGCUGAGAUCCAGGACCAUCACUAUAAUGAGGAGGAGGAGGGAGUGAUGAUGAGUGUCUCUCUGAAGCCGAGUCUGAAGAUUUGUGGGGAGUAG